Messenger RNA from Beta vulgaris subsp. vulgaris (sugar beet), 762 nucleotides. RefSeq names its product glutaredoxin-C11. Bases 94 to 402 code for a protein of 102 amino acids. Lineage: Eukaryota; Viridiplantae; Streptophyta; Magnoliopsida; Caryophyllales; Amaranthaceae. The record is from RefSeq and is a predicted model, not a curated record. The transcript has a single exon.
GCACCCAAUAGUCGGCCACAACACAUUUGAAACAAACACAUACAACUUUAUUUCCUUCAUCUUAAAGCUCAACAUAAGAUAGCUAGUCAUAUUAUGGAUAGAGUAAGUGAAUUGGCAAGGGCAAAGGCAGCCGUAAUAUUCACCAAGAGCUCAUGCUGUAUGUGUCACAGUAUAAACACACUCUUCCAUGAUCUUGGAGCAAGCCCCGCGGUUUAUGAGCUAGACCGCGAGACUAGUGGCCGAGAAAUGGAGUGGGCGCUACAGCGACUAGGCUGCAGUCCUACUGUUCCGGCUGUGUUUAUAGGUGGCAAGUUUGUUGGGUCUGCUAAGGACGUACUUGGAGCUCACCUUAAUGGCUCCCUAAGAGAUAUGCUUAUUGAAGCAAAAGCUAUCUGGUUCUAGUACAUAUAUAGUGAUGAACCAAGGAUUUAAUUUUUAUAAAGCUAGAUUUUGUAAUCAAAAGCUUAAUAUUUUUUAGUGAGCUUUUGAUGACCACAUUAAUUGUAUAACAGUACAUUUGGGUGGUCUGUAUGUCAAGUGACUUUCCCUAGUUCCACCAUAUUUUAGUAUGGGGUUUUAUACCUUCAUAAGCAUGGAUAUCAUUCGGAAAGCACAUGCAUAACUCUUUCCUUCCAUAUGACAGCUGAUCUGAGUUACCUUAAAUUUUAACAGCAACAAGUUAACUAAAUCGAUAGUCAUGUAAUAUUAUGGCCUUCCUCAAAUGUCAUUUUUAAGUGAAGAUAACAAUGUUGUUUUCCCUCA